Molecule: messenger RNA, 1926 nt
Organism: Peronospora belbahrii
Lineage: Eukaryota; Oomycota; Peronosporomycetes; Peronosporales; Peronosporaceae
Source: the annotation of a GenBank genome assembly
AUGUUGUGCAAACUGGCUAGUCUGAACAUUCAGUGCGUACAUACGCAGUCGAGUGUGACAUCCAAGUCGAAGGUGGCUCUUAUCACCAUGGUGACGUAUAAAAUGGAUCGUAUGACAACGUACUGUUACUAUCUUUCAUCCAAGUACUCCGAGAAACAGCCUGUAAAAGACAAUGUGCUAGUGACUGCCUCGGGCAGUUUGUGUCCCAUUACGGUCCGCGUAGACAUUGCCGAUAAACUGGAAAAGAAUGCAAUCAUUCCGCUGCGCUACACUGCCACGCUGGACAUGUCUUCGGCUGACCCCAAUUUUAAGUUCCCCGUUCCGAUUGAACGUGUGGCGGUGCCUGAUUAUCUCCUGGACAACAGCAGCAGCGCGUUAGCAAGCUCAAACGGGAGCACGUUUGACAUAGCAGUGGCCAACGUGGUUAUCUGCGACUGGCGUUCAUGCGACCUCUUCUCGAUGGAAACUAAAAGCUCUAUUUACUACUCGUCCAAGAACAAUCCGAAUAAUUUCAAUGAUAACGUAGCCGUUUUCGGAUCUCAAGAGCUUGUGAUCCCUAAGGACGGAAAGUACACAGGAUACGCACAUCUUGUGGCCAACAUUGCCGGCGAUUCGCGCGCCGAUUUCGUCACGUUUUUCCCCGUGCAGAUUGGUGAUGUUGCUGGUACGACGCCUCACGAUAUUAGCAUGGAUGGCACAACUACGUAUUGCUGGACUGCAGAGGAUGUAUCCGUGUUUGAUCCGGGCGUUUCGAGCGACCUUACUAUUCGAACAGGUCAAUAUUGUCCUGGUACCAUGUUCAUGUCGCUCUCGUCAACUGAAGUUAGUGUCGGAGAUACGAUCGAUAUUACGUGGAUGCUGGACAUGUCCGACUCGUCCACCGAUGACUCGACUCUUAUUGCUGAGGUAUCGACGAUAGAUGCUAUUAAGAACCCGCGUACCGAUAUCUACUCAGUUGUGCCCAUCUCCGUCUUCAGCGGCUGCCAGCGGAACGUUCAAAACGCCAACUGCUCCACAUAUACCGGAGAAGAAUCGUCUACCUUUUCCAUUGCGGAAUAUGAUGAUAUGAACCUCACAAAUAAUGCCGUCAGCUAUUCGACUAGCUAUACUUUCAAUACUUCGGGCCAGUUUACAAUGUUUGGCCGAGUUGCCAUGGUGACUGUGGACGGCGAGCGAAUUGAUAUGGCCAUUUACUCGAGCGUGACAGUUUCUGUUCAAGGUGGCAGCAAGAGCAGCUUCCUGUUCCUAUACAUCGGUAUUGGUAUCGGCGCUGCUAUCUUGCUAGCUGGCAUGCUAUUUUGCUACAUGAAGAAGCGACACGACAAGUUGAGCACGAAGGAUAUUCCGUUCCGUCAGCCUGUGAGCAGGUUGAACCGUGCAAGUGAAUACACUCUAGCGUCCUCGAACUUCAUGACGUACAAGACACCCGCACAGCAGACGCAGGGACUGGAUACGAGCGGUAACUCUGCUCCAUCAUACCUUGCAGUUAAUGCUGUAGAUACCGGUGUAUUUGACAAGACGAUUUGCGCGGAACCCGGCAGUGUGUCCGAGUCUGUGGAAAGCAGCGAAUCCUUUUCAUUAAACCCGUACGAUCGUGCCAGUUUUGCGGGUUUAAGUGACGACGUUUCAAGCUCCCAGCCUUCCGAUACUAGCAAAUUUUCGUUCCAGUCUGGCUACGAUAACGAGUCGGAGUGGGAGUACGAUACUCGACAACUCCGGGGUGUUAAUAGCGGCAGCGGCUAUGGUGCAGACCCUAGCACCAGUCUGUCUGCUGUUGGUACAUUUGAAAUGGGGCGUGGCAUGCCCAUUUUGGAAGAAGACGAUUUGGAUGAUUGCCAUGACUUUCGGAACGGCCAGCAACAACAGCCGUCUGACUCUGGUUUCGGCACGCGUAAUAUGACUAGUUCAGGUUGGACCGUGAGCUAA